Artibeus jamaicensis (Jamaican fruit-eating bat) is the source of this 5426-nucleotide messenger RNA. It is a transcript of the gene C4A, whose product is annotated as complement C4A (Rodgers blood group). The record is from RefSeq and is a predicted model, not a curated record. The coding region runs from base 78 to 5324 and encodes 1748 amino acids. NCBI's taxonomy places the organism in Eukaryota, Metazoa, Chordata, Mammalia, Chiroptera, Phyllostomidae. Gene Ontology annotation, molecular function: protein binding; endopeptidase inhibitor activity. Gene Ontology annotation, cellular component: extracellular region. Gene Ontology annotation, biological process: complement activation; inflammatory response. The transcript has 41 exons.
UGCUUCAAGACCGAGGCUGACCAGAAAGGAGCAGACAGACAGACAGACGUGUUUGAUCCCUCUUGGGUCUUCCAGUCAUGAGGCUCCUCUGGGGGCUGGUCUGGGCAUCCAGCUUCUUCGCCUUCUCUCUGCAGAAGCCCAGGUUGCUCCUGUUCUCUCCUUCCGUGGUUCACCUGGGGGUCCCCCUGUCGGUGGGGCUGUGGCUCCAGGAUGCUCCCCCAGGACAGGAAGUGAAAGGGACGGUGUUCCUGAGAAACCCGAACAAUCGUCUCUCCUGCUCCCCGAAGGUGGACUUUAUCCUCACCUCAGAAAAAGACUUUAUUCUCCUCAGCCUCCAGACUUCCCCGAAAGGUGCCGAGAGCUGUGGCCUCCAAAGACUCCUCGGAGGCCCCCAGGUCCAGCUCGUGGCCCAGUCACCAUGGCUGAAGAGCGCCCUGUUGAGAGAGGUAGACAUUCAGGGCAUCAACCUUCUCUUCUCCUCUCGCCGGGGGCACAUUUUUCUGCAGACCGACCAGCCCAUUUAUAACCCUGGCCAGCGGGUUCGAUACCGGGUCUUUGCUCUGGAUCAAAAGAUGCGCCCAUCCACGGACACCCUCACCGUCACUGUGGAGAACUCUCAUGGCCUCCGUGUGCGGAAGAAGCAGGUGUAUGCCCCCACAUCCAUCUUCCAGGAUGAUUUUGUGAUCCCGGACAUCUCGGAGCCCGGGACUUGGAAGAUCUCAGCCCGAUUCUCAGAUGGCCUGGAGUCCAACAGCAGCACCCAGUUUGAAGUGAAAAGAUAUGUCCUUCCUAACUUUGAGGUGAAGAUCAUCCCUGGAAAGCCUUACAUCCUGAUAGCACCUGGCGUUCUUGAUGAGAUCCAGUUAGACAUCCAGGCCAGGUACAUCUACGGGAAGCCAGUGCAGGGGGUAGCAUAUGUGCGCUUUGGACUCCUGGGUGAGAAUGGUGACAAGACUUUCCUUCGGGGACUGGAGAAUCAGACCAAGCUGGUAGAGGGCCAGUGUCGCGUCACCCUCUCAAAGGCUGAGGUUCAGGGUGCCCUGGAGAAGCUUAACAUCAAUCUGCCUGACCUCCCGGGGCUGCGCCUCUACGUGGCAGCCGCCAUCAUUGAGUCUCCAGGGGGAGAGAUGGAGGAGGCAGAGCUCACGUCCUGGCGUUUUGUGUCAUCUCCCUUCUCCUUGGAUCUUAGCCAUACCAAGCGACACCUUGUGCCUGGGACCCAUUUUUCACUGCAGGCCCUGGUCCGGGACAUGUCAGGCUCUCUUGCCUCCCACAUUCCUGUCAAAGUUUCUGCCUCAUUAUUUACUGGUUCUGCUUCUCCUGCAAUACAUCACUAUCAGCACCACACAGAUGAGAGAGGCCAAGCCAUCAUUUCCAUUUUUGUCCCUCAGACCACCUCAGAAGUGCAGCUCUUGGUGUCUGCAGGCUCUCCGCACCCAGCUACGGCCACGCUCACCGUGCGAGCCCCACCCUUAGGAAGCCCUGGGUUUCUGUCCAUUGAACGGCUGGAUCCUCAGUCCCCUCGAGUUGGGGACACUCUCCACCUGACCCUACGAGCCGUGGGCAUCAGCGAGGCCAGCUUCUCUCAUUACUACUACAUGAUCCUGUCUCGGGGCCAGAUCAUGUCUGUGAGUCAAGAGCCCAGGACGGCCCUGACCUCGGUCUCUGUGCUUGUGGACCACCGCCUGGCACCCUCCUUCUACUUUGUGGCCUUCUACUAUCACAGGGGCCUCCCAGUAGCCAACUCCCUGCGAGUGGACGUCCGGGCUGGAGCCUGCGAGGGCAAGCUGGAGCUGAGUGUGGACAGUCACAAGGACCACCAUCCUGGGGAGAUGGUGAAGCUCCACCUGCGCACUGAUUCUCCGGCCCUGGUGGCUCUGGGAGCUGUGGACACGGCUCUGUAUGCUGUGGGUGGCAGAACCCACAAGCCCCUUGACAUGGGCAAGGUCUUCGAGGUGAUGAACAGCUAUGAUCUUGGCUGUGGUCCUGGGGGUGGGGACAGUGCCCUUCAGGUAUUCGAGGCAGCUGGUCUGGCCUUCUCUGAUGGAAACAGAUGGACUUCAGCUAGAAGGAGUCUGAGCUGCCCCAAGGAGAAGAAAGCCCGGGAAAAGAGAAACGUGAACUUCCAGAAGGCAAUUAGUGAGAAGUUGGGCCAGUACACUUCCCCAGGAGCCAGGCGCUGCUGCCAGGACGGGCUGACGCGGCUGCCCAUGACCCGCUCCUGUGAGCAGCGAGCGGCCCGCGUGCCGCAGCUGGCCUGCCGGGAGCCCUUUCUGUCCUGCUGCCAGUUUGCCGAGGGCCUGCGAAAGAAGACCCGGGCCGUGGGCCAGGCGGGCCUCGCUCGAGCUCUGGAGAUCCUGCAGGAGGAGGACCUGAUGAAUGAAGACGACAUUCCUGUUCGCAGCUUCUUCCCAGAGAACUGGCUCUGGAGAGUGGCACCCGUGGACCACUUCCUCCAAGUGUUACAGCCGCUGCCUGACUCUCUGACCACAUGGGAGAUCCAUGCUGUGAGCCUGUCUAAAACAGCAGGCCUGUGUGUGGCCACGCCAGCCCAGCUCCGGGUUUUCCGCGAAUUCCACCUGCACCUCCGCCUGCCCAUCUCUGUUCGCCGCUUUGAGCAGUUUGAGCUGCGUCCUGUCCUCUACAACUACCUGGAUCAAAACCUGACCGUGAGCGUCCACGUGUCUCCGGUGGAUGGGCUGUGCCUGGCGGGGGGCGGAGGGCUGGCCCAGCAGGUGCUGGUGCCUGCACGCUCUGCCCGGCCAGUUGGCUUCUCUGUGGUGCCCACAGCAGCCGCUGCUGUGUCCCUGAAGGUGGUGGCUCGAGGACCCUUGGAGUUCCCUGUAGGGGAUGCAGUGUCUAAGGUUCUACAAAUUCAGAAGGAAGGUGCCACCUACACAGAAGAGGUGGUCUAUGAACUCAAUCCCCUGGACCGCCGAGGUCGGACCUUGGAGAUUCCCGGCAGGUCUGAUCCCAAUAUGAUCCCUGAUGGCGAUUUCAGCAGCUCCGUCAAGCUCACAGCUGAAGAUCCAUUGGACACUCUGGGCUCUGAGGGGGCCUUGUCACCAGAAGGCCUGGCCUCCCUCCUGAGGCUUCCUAGGGGCUGCGGGGAACAAACCAUGGUCCUCUUGGCCCCGACACUGGCUGCUUCCCGCUACCUGGACCAGACGGAGCAGUGGAGCAGACUGCCCCCGGAGACCAAGGACCACGCUGCAGAUCUUAUCCAGAAAGGCUACAUGCGGAUCCAGCAGUUUCGGAAAACAGAUGGUUCCUAUGGGGCAUGGUUACAUCGGGACAGCAGCACCUGGCUCACAGCCUUUGUAUUGAAGGUACUGAGUUUGGCCCAGAAAGAGGUGGGCGACUCACCUGAAAAGCUGCAGGAGACGGCCACGUGGCUGCUGUCCCAGCAGCAGGCCGACGGUUCAUUCCGGGACCCCUGUCCAGUUAUGCACAGGGGCAUGCAGGGGGGCUUGGUAGGAAAUGAUGAGACUGUGGCCCUGACAGCCUUUGUGGUCAUUGCCCUUCAUCAUGGGUUGGCCGUCUUCCAGGACAGAAACGCAGAGCUGAAGCGGAGAGUGGAAACUUCCAUCUCAAAUGCAAACUCAUUUUUGGGGACAAAAGCAAGUGCCGGGCUCCUGGGUGCCCACGCAGCCGCCAUCACAGCCUACGCGCUGACACUGACCGGGGCCUCCGGGGGCUUGCAGGACGUGGCCCACAACAACCUCAUGGCCAUGGCCCAAGAGGCAGGCGAUCACAUGUACUGGGGCUCCGUCAUCACUUCCCAGAACAAUGUGGUGUCGCCCACCCCGGCCCCUCGUAGCCCAGCAGACCCUGUGCCCCAGGCCCCGGCCCUGUGGAUUGAAACGACAGCUUACGGCCUGCUGCACCUGCUGCUCCGGGAGGGCAAGGCAGAGUUGGCUGACCAGGCUGCGGCCUGGCUCACCCGCCAGGGCAGCUUCCAAGGGGGAUUCCGCAGUACCCAGGACACGGUGAUUGCCCUGGAUGCGCUGUCUGCGUACUGGAUCCUGUCCCACACCAGCGAGGAGAGGGGGCUCAAUGUCACCCUCAGCUCCGUGGGCCGAAAUGGGUUGAAGUCCCACGUGCUGCAGCUGAACAACCGCCAAAGUCAGGGGCUGCAAGAGGAGCUGCAGUUUCCCUUGGGCAGCAAGAUUAAUGUGCAGGUGGGAGGAAACAGCAAAGGAACCUUGAAGCUCCUUCGUACCUACAAUGUCCUGGACAUGAAGAACACGACCUGCCAGGAUCUUCAGAUCGAGGUGACGGUCAUGGGCCACGUCGAGUACACGAUGGCAGCCAACGAGGACUACGAGGACUACGAGGACUAUAAAGACUCAGAGGGUCUAGGUUUCGCCAGAGAUGACCCAGGAGCCCUUUCCCCGCCUGUGACACCGCUGCAGCUGUUUGAGGGGCGGAGGAGCCGCCGCAGAAGGGAGGCGCCCAAGGUGGCAGAGGAGCAGGAGUCCAGAGUGCAGUACACCGUGUGCAUCUGGCGGAACGGCAAGGUGGGGCUGUCGGGCAUGGCCAUAGCAGACAUCACCCUCCUGAGUGGAUUCCACGCCCUCCGGGCUGACCUGGAGAAGCUGACGUCCCUCUCUGAUCGUUAUGUGAGUCACUUUGAGACCGAGGGGCCCCACGUCCUGCUGUACUUCGACUCGGUCCCCACCGCUCGAGAAUGUGUGGGCUUUGGAGCCGUGCAGGAGGUGCCUGUGGGGCUGGUGCAGCCCGCCAGCGCAGCCCUGUAUGACUACUACAACCCAGAGCACAGGUGCUCUGUGUUUUACGGAGCACCAGCUAAGAGCAAGCUCUUGUCCACGCUGUGCUCUGCUGACGUCUGCCAGUGUGCUGAGGGGAAGUGCCCUCGACAGCGGCGUGCCCUGGAGCGGGGGCUGGUGGACGAAGACGGCUAUAGGAUGAAGUUCGCCUGCUACUACCCCCGUGUGGACUACGGCUUCCAGGUUAAGGUUCUCCGAGAAGAUUCCAGAGCUGCUUUCCGCCUCUUUGAGACCAGUAUCAUCCAAGUCCUGCACUUCUCCAAGGAUGCCCAGGCCGCUGCUGGUCAGACCCGAAACUUCCUGGUUCGAGACUCUUGCCGCCUUCACUUGGAACCUGGGAAAGAGUAUUUGAUCAUGGGUCUGGACGGGGCCACCAGUGACCUCAAGGGACAACCCCAAUACCUGCUGGACUCGAAAAGCUGGAUUGAGGAGAUGCCUUCAGAACGCUUGUGCCGGAGCACCCGCCAGCGGGCAGCCUGCGCCCAACUCCGAGACUUCCUGCAGGAGUACGGCACUCAGGGGUGCCAGGUGUGAGGGCCGUGCCCCUCCCCCGAGGGGCCUGGGCCUGGGACAGGGGACUCCUGGACUGGCCCCAUGGCAGGGCCAGAGACUCAAUAAAGGCCUUUAUCAGCAACA